UUGGCCUGCACUUUGAACCCCGAGGUUUCGUGCGAAUAAAGAUACGGAAUUAAGUGCGCCUGUCCGCAUUUCCGCCGUCCCGCUCCGCCAUCUAACUGCCCAUCGCAUUUUCGGUUCAGAAUCCCGCGGACCUUGCUGCCGUGCACAUCGCAUCGCAUUUCCACAGCUGCGUUUUUCAGCAUUUUCGGUCGCUCUCUCUCCGGUUUUUCUCAGAGCGCUCCGUUCCGCUCUCCAUCGCGCGCGCCCCUCUCUAAAGUUCCAUUGAUAAGCAGGACCACCGCCGCGCCUGCCCCGCCCCCUGCCGCCCACUCCGCCCCACGCUUUUCAGAAAGUGCAAAGCAAAGCCAAGCAGAAGCUAAUCAAUCAAUUAAGAUAGUACGCCGAAUAGUGCAGUGCGUGUGUUAAUUAAUUUUGGUUGCCAUUUCGCACAUUCUGUGUUUAUUAAUAAGCAGUGCAUAGUUUCCGGCGGAAAAGGGCAACUUUCCGUUCAUCUUCGAGCUUCCGUUUGGCGGCCAAUUAGCAGGAGGUCGACAAAGAGAACCAACCAGGGAAAAGGAUCAGCCAACAUGACGCACUGGGAGGACUUCUACAACACGCACCUGCCGCCCGCGGACUUCGAGGACAAUCGCUCCCUGCUCAAGGAGUUCUGCGAGCGGCACAACAAGCUGCAGAACCGCAUCGUCCUCGUCACGUCCGGUGGCACCACAGUUCCCCUGGAGCACAACACGGUGCGGUUUGUGGACAAUUUUAGUGCUGGAACACGGGGCUCCGCCUCAGCGGAAUACUUCCUCGACCACGACUACGCCGUGAUUUUCAUGCACCGCCACAAGUCGCUGGAGCCCUUCACGCGCCACUUCACCGGCCAGCAGUUCUUCGACAUGCUGGACAUCGCGGACAACAGCCAGAGCUCGACGAUAGCCAUCAAGCCGGACUCGGUGGACGUGUUUGCUCCGGUGCUGGCCAAGUACAAGAUAGCCCGCGAAACGCAGAUGAUCCUGUACGUGAACUUCACCAGCGUGGUGGACUACAUGUGGUUGCUCCGUGCCGCCUGCGAGUGCCUGGCCGCCUUCGAGGAGCGGGCCGUGCUCUACCUAGCAGCUGCCGUAUCCGAUUUCUACAUACCCGAGGACAUGAUGCCCACCCACAAAAUGCAAUCAGGAGAUGGAGCGCCGACGAUUUCGCUUCAGCUGGUGCCAAAAAUGCUGGCCCCCCUCGCCAGCUUGUGGGUCCCACACGCCUUUGUGGUGUCCUUUAAGCUGGAAACGGACGAGAGCCUAUUGAUUGUGAAGGCACGUGACAGCCUCAACAAAUACAAGCACAAGCUGGUCAUUGCCAAUGUGCUGCAGACACGCAAGCAUCGCGUGGUGUUCGUCACGCCCACAGAUUCCUACGAGCUGCAUUUGACUCGCGAGCAAACGCUGCAAGGACUCGAGAUCGAGGAGCCCAUCGUGGCCGACGUGGUGCAAAAGCACGGCGAGUUCAUCAGCAAUGCUCAACAGCGUCAAUGACCGUUAUCGAUGCGCCGGAGGCCACAGACGCAGCAUCAACAUCACCAACAACUGGCCACCGGUGACGAGGACGAGGAUGACGGCGAUCUGGAUCGGGAUCCGUACUGCGUGACCAGCUCGCAUUAUUGCCGCGUUCUGAACCCGGGCACGCCAGGCUUUGCCCGCAAAUAUUGAGCAGGUUAUAGUCCAUAUUGUAUACUGGAAUGUGGAUGACAGACAUUUACAUUCGCUUAUUCCUUGCCGUUUGGGUUUGAGUUCCCGCAACAAUUUAUCUAUUUAUGGUCGCGCCUCAUAAUUGAGGUGGCACCGCUCCAUUAGUCCAUUCUCCUGUUGUUAUUUUUUUUAUUAGUUAAUGUAUUUCCCUCAUUGUUGUCCUGAGAAAUGAUGUCACUUGUAUGUAUUCGCCGUUGCCUGGGCUCCUUUUCUUAUCUUCCUUUGUUUGCCGGCACGUUUAUGUCAUCGAGUAUACGCAGCGUGUUGCGCAGACAUCAAUAAGCGAUUUUGAUUUAUGUUUGUGGCAGAGCUUAUGAUGCUUAUACAUUUAAUGAAGCAUCGAUCCGCCGCAGUGAAAAUAAAAUCGCCGAACACGUGGGUUCUUAAAUCCUAAAUUCGAAAAGGCGAAAACGAAAAGCUGCAUGCAAAGCAAUUUGCCGGACUAUGUGUCCCUGGACAACUGCUGCUGGUGUCAGUGGCAGUAGCAGGCGACGCGACAAUUGAUUUGCUGUUUUGCAUAUAUGGGGUGGAAAAGAGUGGCAGCUUUGCCCGUCUAAUGUCCUUGUCGCUUCAAAUUUAUGGCGGCCCGAGCCUUGGCGCCUGACUAUCCGAAGCAGGUCAAGUGCCACCGAGCAAAGGUCAGCUUAAAGCACCUCAAAUUGAGUUUGAAGCGGCUUGGAGCGGUGUAGCGAAACCUAAUUAACAUCCCACACUCACACAGGCACUGAGUUAUUUCUUGGCCAUGAGAUAGGCUGGGGCUGGCUUUCCACAUCCGUAUCCUCAGGGUCCUUUGCGGACCACCGCCUUUCCACAUUUUUAUUGCAUGUUAUGUCGUUGCCACGCCCGUCGGCCGUAAGCUCUAAGCCGCCCGCCUAAACGGGGCUGUGGUAAAGGGUGAAGGGUUGGCGGUGGAUUUGUAUCCUCCUUUCAUGGAGUUGUAACCACUUCCAUCCCGCCCGCAUUGUGGUUUUGUGUGCCAUGCUGUUUUGUUUUCGUCCGCUCGUUCGUUCGUUAGUUUGUUCGUCCGUUUUGUGGGCCGGGGAAAAAAUUCACAUUUCUUUCUGACGUCGGCUUUUUGUGUGUUUGGGAGGGUUGGCUGGGCCUCUGUGGUUGGAGCCUGCAUCAAAUUAAAUUUUAUUGCGCUCGCACGCACCGCAAACAUCGGCCUGGGAACAGAUACGAACACGGGAAACAAUCACACAUGUGGCUUAGGACUUAAGCCGGGCUCCGCUUUUCCUUCGUUUUCACUUUCCUGUUGCUCGGCUUUUAUGGCCUCACCUACGUGCACCCACAUAUCAAGGCUCCCCCAUGUGUACUUCUCAGGCCUGUCCCCGCGUAUCGAUUGUGCAUUAAAGUAUAAACAUAAAAAUUCAGUUUGCCAACAUGAGUUGCGUACAAUAAAAUAUGUAUAACUAGCCGAGUGUGCGAACAAGAUGGGAUUCUUUGAGACGGGAGCUGCCGAUGGUAUUUGCUUUUACUGGCAAAUGGUGUUUUUAUUUCACAAAGAUUACUAAGAGAAUAUACUUAAGCAUGCCAACCAUAAAUAAACUACUUAAAUAACAAAUAAGUUUUCAAACCGUUCAUGUAAAUUCAAGAAGAACCUCUCCAUAUCCAUAACAUAGGACUGCAGUUUAUGAACAGUCAGUCCAAACAAAUUCUUAGUGAAACUUAAGAAUUUCAAUAAAACAGAAAAUCAAAAGUUCAACAACUCUUCAAGUCGUCUAUAUAAGAACUAUUCUCUAUACAUAGAUACAUGUACUAUAUUAUCCAAAAGAGGAAUAAAACCAAGUGAACCAAUUUGUUAAAGUUUCAAUAUCCAAUUGGACCAACCGAUAUGAACAAAAUUAGAAAAAAUACGAACAAGCUAUCAUUAAAGACGAAUAUAUAUGUGUAUAUCUUGAUGUAUACCUUAAAAUAUAAAAAGAAACAAAGAAAUUUCCAUUGAAUAUUUACUCUCUACAAGCAUUUUGCCCUCUAAGCUAGAUAAUUAUUUUAUUGUUGAAAACGAAAACACCCAAAUCCUAUUGUACGCAAUGCAGUUGUGGUUACUGCACCUGCCUUCUUUCUUACCGGAAUCCAUGAGCUGUUUAACUGUAAAACUGUUGUAAAAUGUUUACCAAAAGUGUACCAUAAGCUGUACUAAGGUCUAGUAUCCGUAUACAUAUACAUCUACAAAGAUACAUCAAUAUAUAUAUUUGAAUGUGUAUUAAACUGAAAUGAAAUAGCUUUAAAUGUAUAAACAAA
Drosophila yakuba is the source of this 3965-nucleotide messenger RNA. RefSeq names its product phosphopantothenate--cysteine ligase (gene Ppcs). Gene Ontology annotation, cellular component: cytoplasm; nucleus. The transcript is spliced from 5 exons. Lineage: Eukaryota; Metazoa; Arthropoda; Insecta; Diptera; Drosophilidae. The coding region runs from base 567 to 1508 and encodes 313 amino acids. Gene Ontology annotation, molecular function: phosphopantothenate--cysteine ligase activity. Gene Ontology annotation, biological process: coenzyme A biosynthetic process. The record is from RefSeq and is a predicted model, not a curated record.